Molecule: messenger RNA, 5922 nt
Organism: Rhodotorula graminis WP1
Lineage: Eukaryota; Fungi; Basidiomycota; Microbotryomycetes; Sporidiobolales; Sporidiobolaceae
Exons: 18
Coding region: 1-5643 (1880 amino acids)
Biological process (GO): positive regulation of translation
Cellular component (GO): cytoplasmic stress granule; cytosol
Molecular function (GO): RNA binding
Source: RefSeq, a predicted model, not a curated record
AUGGACUCGCCUCAAGACGGCGUCGGGCUAGACCUCCCUUCCCGCUCCGCUCCGCAGGCGAUGGCGACGCUCAUCAUGGGUCCGACGUCGUGCGGGUACAGCGCGCAGAUGCUGCUCUUCGGCGCGUUCGUCUCGAUGUUCCUCGAAGGUUGGCGCUCGGGCGCGCUGCAGGCUCAAUCUCGACCUGCCCGCCUCGCCUUGUGGACCUCGCUCGUGCUCAACACCGUCAACACGGGCAUGUGUGUGUAUCAGAGCUUCGACUCGGCAGUCUCGCAAAACCGAUCGUUCUUCUACCUCUCAAGCGGCAACAUUGCAUGGAACGCCCUGAGCGUACUGAACGGCGUCAUUGCGGCGCUCUCGGAAGGGUUUUUGGCGGUCAAGGCCGGGUCCCUCAUCGCGCGCCGUCCUUGGCGGCUUCUCUUCUGGGCGUGGCAGGCCUGCGUGAUCGCCCUCGUGCUGGCGGCGAGCGCAAUUGUCACCGCCGACGGCUGCCUUGAGACGUCAUCUGCUCGAGGGCCGAACCUGACUCGCCGUCGUGCGACGCUUGCGCAGUACAACCUCGCCGGCGUCGACGGCACCGUCCCGACUUUGGCGCUCGACUACAACACGGCGUCGGCCGUCUGGCUCUGGUCGAGCGCCGUGGCCGAUGUCUCAAACUCGUUGGCUUUCGCUCGAGCGCUCAGCAGCCGCAUCCACGGCUUCAACGAGACGACCGACAACCUUCUUCGGCGCCUCAUCUUGAUCGCCAUCCGGACGGCGUCGUACACGACGGCGCUCAGCAUCGCUGGGGCGGUCGCAAACUCGAUCUGGGGAGACGACGACACGCUCGGCUUUGUCGCGAUCGGGCUGUGGCUCCCGAUGCCGGCCUUGUACGGCUUGGCCCUCCUCUCCUUCUCCUUCUCGUCGCGACGAGCGAUCGACUCUCGCCUCGGCGGCUCGUCAGACGAGCCAUCAGCGCCCCCGCGAGGGAACGGCAUCUAUGUCAGGCGCAGUGUGCGCGCGUUCGACUCGAAGGGCCUCUCGGUCCGACGACUCGGGCUCUCGAACGAGCACGAGCUCGUGACGCUGCCGACGCAGAGCGUGCCCGCGGUGCGCAUCACGGUCGAGCAGCAUCGAGUUACCGAGAGCGACGACGUCGACUUGGAGCUCGGCAAAGCGAGCACGGCGACCGAUACGCCCGGCGACGACGAGUGGAGGAGGAACUGGCGCGGCGAGAAGUUACGGCGCGUCGUUCGUAAGCACUCUCAAGCUUCUGGUGCGUCCCACGGUCCUCGUUCGAGGGCGUUCUCCUCGUACGCCUGUCGGUACCCGUUCCCCCGGUCCACGCUCACGUCGCCUUCGCCCUCAGCCUUGCACUCGUCGACGACCAUGAGCUCUCUCGACGACUUCCCGAAGAUGUCGGCAUCGCAGCAUGCCGCCACGCUCAUCAUGGGACCGAACCAGGCCGGCUAUCUUGUCCAGAUCUUCCUGUUCGGCGUCUUCCUCCAGAUGCUCGUCUCGUACGCCCUGAGCGGCGAGCUGGGCCUCCACACUCGGUGGGCGAAAAGCGCUUUGGCCGCUUCUCUCCUUUUGAACCUCGUCUACACGGCCAUCUGCUUCCAGCAGGCCUACGUCGCCGGCGUCAGUCAAGAUCGAACGUUCGACACGCUGUCGAACGGCGACGUCUGGAACCUCCUGCCGCUGCUCAACGGCAUGAUCUCGACCGUCUCGGAGGUCUUCCUCGCCGCUCGCGCCGGUGCGCUCAUUCAAGACCGACGCGUGCGGCUCGCCUUCUGGGUUUGGAUCGGCGCGCUCGUCACCCUCGUCCUCGUCGGGUGCUCGUUCACUUGCGCCGAUGGCUUCCUCUACACCGCCGGAGCCGAAGAGAGCGACCUCCGUCCCUCAACCGGUCAGAUCAUCUCGUUCAACGGCGCGUCGGCAAUGUGGAUGCUCUCAAGCGCCGUGGCCGACCUCUCGAUCUCGCUCGCCUGCGCCUGGGCGCUUCGUGCGAGGAUUCGCGGCUUCAAUCCCGAGACCGACACGCUCCUUCGACACCUCUCGUGGAUCUUCCUGCGCACGGCGGCCUACACGACUCUCCUCAGCCUCCUCGCGGCCACUAUUUUGGUGACCUACGGCGAAUACGACCUCCUAAGCUACCUGAACAACGCCUUCUGGACGCCUGGUGCCGCUGUUUCUGCCCUCUCCCUCUUCACCUUUUCGACCGCGACCCGCCACGCCGUCACGAACCGCCUCGGCUCGUCGGGCGAGAUGCCCGGCAACGUCUACAUCAACCGCGCCGGGAUCAGCGCCGCCGGCAAGGUGCGCUCGAGUGUCGGCCCCGGCAUCGCGCUGCAGCAUCUCUCGGGUGGGAACGCACAGCCGUCCGUCCCGCUGCAGAUCACGGUGCAGCACCAACGCUCCGUGCACUACGAGGGCCCGGACGACGAGGACUUUAGCACCAAGGCGGGCUCGGACAGGGAGAAGGACGCGAGGGACUUUGCGAGCCUAAUGUGUCCUGCAAGCGGCCUCGCUGAUUUACCGGUGCGCGUGACCUCCGUGCGCCGCCAGCUGCCAGCGCGACUUUCUUCAGAGCCGAGCCUCUUCGCUCUUCCGCACCAGCAACUCGCGCAGACCAGCUCGUGCCAAGCCGACCGCACAGCAGUCACCGCCUGCUCGCCACCGCCAGCACCACCAGCCGCCCCAGCCAGCCGCUCGCGGGAAACCACCCCCCUCGCUCCGCCAACGCUCAUCGUCGCUCGCCCCGUGGCCAGCUCCGCCUGCGAGACCGAGCCGCCGUGCCAAAAACUCGCAAUCAUGGCUACCUGGGCCAAGCGCGCAUCCGCGCCCACCGACACCCCCUCUCACGACGACUCGACCCCUCCUCUUUCCUCCCCCGCCGACGUCGCACCCGCAACCCACCCCGCCCCUUCGUCUUCCGUGCCCCGCUCUGCGCCCAUCUCCAAGGCCAACGCCUCGGACAACUGGCGCGCCAAUGCCCGCCCCAACACGGCCCCGAAGAACGGCGACCCGCCCGUGCGAGCGCGGGCAGCGAGCAAGGGCAACUCGCACGCGCCCGCCUCGGCUGCUGCCCCGGCCGCGUCGGCGUCGCCCGCCGGCCAGGACGAUGACGAGGGUGCGUGGGAGACGGUCGAGAAGAAGGACAAGCCGGCGCCCGUCUCGCGGCUCGGCAGCAAGAAGAGCUUCGCCAAGGACGGCAACAAGAAGGCCGGCGAGGGCCGCAAGACCGCCGUCGUCGAGGAGGCGAGCAGCACGGCUGAGGGCAGCGCCGCGCCCAAGGGCAAGGCGGCGGCAGGGCGCGCUCGUGCCGGGUCGUCGAGCGCGGGCAAAGGCGAGAAGAAGGCGGCGGCGGCGGCCGCGGGUCGGCCAACGCUCAAGCCGGCGAGCUGGGCAGACGACGAGGAGAACGGCAUCCUGCCGUCGCCCAACUUUGGCGCGACGAGCGCUCCCGCCGCCGCCGCCCCGAGCGACGCGGCCGUCGAGGUCCUCGUCCUCCCGCCGUCGCAGGCCCCGUCGCCGACCGAGGAGAAGGAGCAGAAGGAGGUCGAGCAGCCGGCCAAGAAGGCCCCCUCGGCGCCGGCCGUCAACGUCUGGAGCGUGCGCAAGGACCAGCUCGCGCAGGCGUCCGAGCCGGCGUCGUCGUCGCCGGCGCCCACGCCUUCCGCGCCUUCCGCGCCCACGCCCGCCGCAGACGACGCGGCGCCGUCGUCGGCGACCGAGACGCCCGCGCAGGACGAGGGCAAGAAGCCGGCCGAGCAGGCGCAGAAGAAGAAGGAGGCGCGGCCCAAGGAGGACAAGGGCAAGGCGGCGGCGGCGGCGGUCAACGGCGGCGGCGCGACCGCGACGACCUCCAAGUCGUCGCCGUCAACGAGUCGGACGACGAGCGCGAUGGGCUGGUCGUCGACGGCGACGCCGGCUACGAGCGGGUCGUCGAAGCCGCUCGUCGUCGCCGGUGAGGACGCGACGAGCUGGCCGGCGCCCGAGGACGCCGUCAAGCAGGACGAGCCCAAGGCCAAGGCGGGCAAGGAGGACAAGCAGGCGGCGCAGCAGCAGACCGGCGGCAAGAAGAAGAAGGGCGACAAGAGCAAGUGGAUCCCGAUCAAGGCCGACAUCACCGUCAGCGCGCCGGCGCCGGGCCAGCUGGCCAAGCGCACGGCCAAGGCGGCAAAAGCGCCGGGCGCGUCGACCACGGGCGGCGCCGAGAAGAAGGGCGCGCAGCCGGCGCAGCAGCCGGGCAAGGGCAAGGCCGCGGCAGGUGCGGCCCCGCAGCCGGUCAAGGGCGCAGCCGCCGCCCAGCAGGGCAAGGGCAAGAAGGCGGCGGGCGCCGCGGGCCCCAAUUCUCGGACCGCGCCGCUCGACACGAGCGUCGACGCCGAGGGCAUCAUUCGGCCGUUCGGCGGCGCUACGCCUGCCGGUCCCUCGUCUACGACCGCCAAGUCCGCGUCGGCCGAGCAGACCGGCUCGACGUCGGGCCCGACCACUACGCCGUCGGCGAGCGGCGGCGACUCGGCCCAGCUUCCUCGUCAGCCUCCCGCGUUCGUCCCUGCGCACCAGCAGCAGUUCGCCGGCCGAGGACGCGGUCGUGGCGGUGCGGUGCGAGGGCGCGGCGGCGCACGCGGCGGCGCCAACGGCGCCGGCUUCAACCGCCAGUUCCAGCAGCAGCACGCCGUCGCGCUCGCUGCCGGCUACGUCCCUGUGCCCGUCGAGCUCGACGCCAACGGCAACCCGAUCGUCGACCAGUUCGGCUACCCUGUCGCGGCGCAGCAGCUCCCGCAGCCGACGCAGGGCCAACAAGGCCAGGCGGGCCAGGCGCCGUUCGACCCGCGCAUGCUCGACCCGACCCGGUACUGGCUCCUCGGCCAACUCGAGUGGUGGUUCUCGAUCGACAACCUGUGCCGCGACCUCUUCCUGCGCCAGUCGAUGGACGCCGCAGGGUGGAUCUCGGUCCCGCUCAUCGCGUCGUUCAACCGCAUCAAGAACCUCACCUCGGACCUGUCGAUCGUCGUCGAGACGAUGCGCAUGACGCCCGUCCUCGAGGUGUCGCCCAAGGGCCGCUUUGUACGCCUCGCCCAGACGUGGCCCGAGUGGCUCCUGCCCAACGCGCAGAAGAACGACGACGUCGAGAAGGACUUUGAGGAGGCGCGCGCCGAGGUCAAGGCGCUGCACGAGCGCAAGGAGCGCGAGCGCGAGUCGAAGGGCGACAAGGACGCUGCGCCGGACGCCGAGGGUGCCGCCAAGCCUGCCGUCGAGCGUGACGAGGCUGCUGUCGAGCCGGCCGCCGAGAAGAAGGACGACGCCGCGACCGACGCUCCUGCCGACGCCGACAAGGCCGACGCCGCCUCGGCUACUACCUCCGCAACGGUCGCCGAGCCGGCACCUGUCGCUGUCGAGGUCAACGGCGAGAAGGACGUCCAGCGCGAGGAGGCCAAGGACGCCGUCGCCGAGCCGCAAGACGACGCGACCGAGGAGGCGAAGGAGACGGCGGCUGCCCCCGCCAAGAAGGACGCGCCUUCGGCACCACGCAAGGAGUCGCUCUCGCCUCGUGAGGCGCCCCGGACCAUCUCGCCCAAGGCGACGCCGGCCCAGCCGAUCCUCGACACGGCGUGCGCGUCCAUCACGAGCACGACGCCCUCGUCGACCGCAUGAGCCUCCCCUCUCCUCGCACAACAUCUCCCUUUUCGCCUUUCCCCUCCCAUGCCCCUUCUCUCGCCUCGCCAAAUCAGCCACGAGUGUCUCCCUCUUUCCACCCUUCCCUCGUGUCCAACCUACAUUGCGCUCCGACUGUUCUACUCCUCCGCAUACAUCCCCCGUCCCCCUCUCUCCCUCUCUCGCGACCCCUCCUUCUCUCGCCUUGUGUCGGUCCCGUCCUCUUUCGCCCCUCUCUCUCUCGUCGCAGAUUCUCUCUCGCAAGCUCUGGAUUUCUCU